AUGGAGGCUGAAGCAUCAGAUGCUCCCUUUGACCCUACCAAUGUGGAUCUAACCACAGCAGAUCCUGUUCAAAUCAUUUGUUUCUUGAGUGCUGAAGGGAAUGAAUAUGAUGGCCGAUUGGGUAUACGCAUCGCCGCUCUUUUUGUAAUCCUAAUUGUCUCGACUGUUUGCACAGUCUUCCCUGUUGCCGCUCGUCGUGCUCCAGGACUGAAUGUCCCAUCAUACAUCUACCUUUUCGCCAGAUACUUCGGCGCCGGCGUCAUCGUCGCCACAGCAUUUAUCCAUCUCCUCGCACCAGCAUACGAAGCUAUCGGACCGGCAUCAUGUGUCGGCAUGACAGGCGGUUGGGCGGAAUACGCCUGGCCACCAGCUAUUGCGUUGGUUAGUAUAAUGCUAAUCUUCUUGGUCGACGUUAUCGCGGAACGAUACGCAGAAGCGAAGUUUGGAGCGACGCACGGACACGAUGGUGGACUUGAGAAUGGAAGGACCGAGGCGGAAGUUGCUGGGGAGGCAACUAGUAGUAAAGUUACGAGCAUGGCGGGGUUUUCGCAAGAGCCAAAGGAAGCCUCGAAUGAGAAUGUCAAGUCGGAUGCUUCUGGAGAGUAUGUUGGUGAUGUGGAGAGUGUUUAUAACCGACGGGAUUUUUAUUCGCAGUUUUCUGCGUUUUUGAUCUUGGAGUUUGGGGUUAUCUUCCACUCUGUGAUCAUUGGAUUGGCUUUGGGGGUUGCUGGCGAAGAGUUUAAUACUUUGUUCCCUGUUCUCGUCUUCCACCAAGGCUUCGAAGGUCUCGGGAUCGGCGCCCGUAUGUCUGCUAUCCCAUUCAAAACUGGCAGCCGGCUUCCCUGGAUCCUGUGUCUUGCAUACGGUCUUUCCACCCCAAUUGCCAUCGCCAUUGGUUUGGGUCUAAGAGGAUCCUACAAUCCUGGAUCAUUCACCGCCAACGUCGUCAGUGGCAUUUUAGAUUCGCUGUCUGCGGGUAUCUUGAUCUAUACAGGAUUGGUUGAACUACUGGCUAGGGACUUCUUGUUCGAUCCGAAGAGAACCAGAGAUGGCAGGAAAUUGGCAUUUAUGCUGACUUGCACUCUUUUGGGAGCCGGGUUAAUGGCUUUGUUGGGGAAAUGGGCUUAA
Orbilia oligospora ATCC 24927 is the source of this 1128-nucleotide messenger RNA. RefSeq lists its product as uncharacterized. The transcript is spliced from 4 exons. The record is from RefSeq and is a predicted model, not a curated record. The coding region runs from base 1 to 1128 and encodes 375 amino acids. Gene Ontology annotation, biological process: zinc ion import across plasma membrane. Gene Ontology annotation, cellular component: plasma membrane. Lineage: Eukaryota; Fungi; Ascomycota; Orbiliomycetes; Orbiliales; Orbiliaceae. Gene Ontology annotation, molecular function: high-affinity zinc transmembrane transporter activity.